Messenger RNA from Corythoichthys intestinalis (scribbled pipefish), 2811 nucleotides. RefSeq lists its product as uncharacterized. NCBI's taxonomy places the organism in Eukaryota, Metazoa, Chordata, Actinopteri, Syngnathiformes, Syngnathidae. The transcript has 2 exons. The record is from RefSeq and is a predicted model, not a curated record. Bases 1018 to 2811 code for a protein of 597 amino acids.
AACCCUAAUGAUUAUUAUGUAUAAUAAUUUGAUUUUAUUUACAGAGGGGAUGGCCUGAAAUGCCACCAUCUGGAGGAGUCCUUUGGGUACUGCACCCAGAGGAAGAGGGAACCGUUUUGCAGCACUUCUAUUUUAGUGUAUUUAAUUUGUAAAUAGUUUUAAUUGUAAAUAGUUUGUUGUUAUAUUUGAUUUUACUGCAUGUUUUUUUAAAGCACUUAUAGGUUCCCUCUUCUUCUGGCUUAUGUAUCCAAGGACUACAGUGGAGAAUUUUGGAAAGGGCGAAAGGAAGGGGCGAAUUCCGAGACAGGAAGUAAAGAUUUUUUUUCUUUCAGGACCAAAAUGUGGAAAUUAAGGUAAUUUUUAUUAAUUUGUGGCCAUUAUGUAUGUAUAUGUAAAAUUUAGGAAAAUAUAGUUAAUUGUUGGGACCUAAUUAUUGAUCGUUUUUAAUGAACCAAUUUUUGGAUUUUAUUGAAAGUAUAUUUUUUUAAUAGGGAUAUUAUUCCCCCCAAAAAUACUAUUAGAAUUUUUUAUUUUUAUUAAAAAAAUUUUUUUAAAACGAUACUUACCAGGAAGGUUUUUUGAUAUUGAGUUUCUGUGCCAGUGCACGCACAUUCCGUAGGAAUGCGCUUCCUUUUAUACCAACUAACCAUAGCCAGAGCCAGACAGAGAAGUAUAUAAAUUCUUAAAAUUCCUUACCUGUGAAACCAGACCGCGUGGGACGAUCGCCAAAAGUUUGUUUAGCCCGGAAUGGGAACCGGAAGGGUGGGACUUCUACGAAAAUACUUCCGGUAAAAACGGGGUCUCCCGGAAAUAAAAGUCCAUGCAAAAAAGUUUGACAGCACACCCUCUGAUGAAGCCGAUCCAGGCGAAACGUCAGGCUGCUGUCCUCAUUCUCCUCCUGUGGACUUCAGGUUUUUGAAACAUUUUUUAUCUAAUAUUUUUGGUCUACUUUUUUGGACUCACCUUGGAAAAACGUCGACUAUCCCCGUCACGGCAGAGAAGACUCCUGGACCUCGAAUGACCCUCGCCCCCUUGUUUCAAGCUUCUGUGAACAGUAAGGAGGCGCAACAGCAUGCGGACCUGAAAACAGUGGAAGGUGAGAACAUGGUCGCCGAUCGUGUCGAAACCUACGCACAGGCUUUGAAGAAAGGUCUGAAAUCAAAAGGUGAACCGGCGCAAAAACAGGUAUUGCGUAAUCCAAUUUGGACGUCGAAGCAGGUCAUUCCUUCUCUACAAUGUGUCAGAAACGAUCCGUUGCCACAGAGACGAGAGCGGCGGGAGCGGAGCAAGAAGGACGAACCACCGAGGGCUGGGAGCCAAGACUUGCUACGGAAGCGAAAUGAAAAUUUUAAUUGUGUUAAGACAAUAAAUUGUAAUAAAAUGACUAAACAAAGUGAAAAUGCAAGCUUGUUAGAUUUACCGUUAGAUCUCCCAAUAGAUGUACCAGUAGGUGAUUGGCCCACGGGUCCUACAAAUGAAAACCUCGUACACAUUGAUUUUAAACAAAAUCAGAAUAAGUCUGAUGUUAUACUUACCGAACGUGUGGAAAAAUUUGCGGAAAGGGACCCGAGUGGUCCAGAAAAGACGUUACUUACCAAUACCGCAUCCGAACCGGCUGUUGAAUCUGAAAAAGAAAAAGUAAAAGAGAAAGUUACGGAGGGUGAAAUAAGUCUUAUGAAUUUUGACGAAGAAACUAUUAAAAAUAGUGUGACGCCUAUUAUGAUAGGCCGAAUUCGUCCAAAACCUAAUACGCUACUUGCUACGGAUAGCAGGAUACUUACCAGUACACCUAAUGCUUCAUCUGUGGAAACCGGAAAACAAAAAAUCGUACUUACCAAACCGGAUAAAAAAAUUACCGAAAAUAAUGAAAUAUCUAUCAAAUCUAGCGAGACGUUACGUACGGAUAAUCAGUGUACGCUUCAGAAAAAAACAAUUCUUUCCAAUUCGGACAGUCUUAAUUCCUCCCCGGUAGUUACAAAAAUACUUACCGCGCUUCCGCCAUGGAUCCCGUCAGACGCUAAAAAGAGUGAACUUAAACAAUUAAUAUCAUUAGAGGAGGAGGAAAAAAUAGCGGAGGAAAAUUUAGAUCAACUAUUGCGUGUACUUUCUCCCUCGUCAGUUGCCAUGGGGAUGGAAGCUCCGAUUGGGAAAAAGACACUCCACCCAGAAAACGAACAUAUUGCCGUAUUGGAGGCGGGAGAGGAGUCUAGUGUAGAUUCUGAUUUUUCUUCCUCCCCUAUACUGGUUAAUUGCGAACAAGGGAGUUCGGAACCUAUGCGCCAUCAAAUUACGCAAAAAAAGAUAGUGGAUUGGACAGUACAAAUACGGAAACCGAUUGUCUUUCUUGGCGAUUCCAAUUUAUCCAGAAUUCCGCCAUUCUUUCAUAAUUCAAUACAAGUAGAUAGUUAUCCUGGAGCUACGUUUCACCAUAUUCGCGAAAUAUUGGAAAAAACACACGAGGAAUAUCACAUGACUCAAAAAGUUAUUCUCUCAUUAGGCUUAAACAACUGUCUUAGCACUCAAACUACGACUACAACUUGCAAACAAUUGCAGCAAUUGGUCCGGACUUGUGAGAGGAAAUUUCCUUGUGCGGAAAUUUAUAUUCCAGUGAUCCAUUAUUCGGAUUUAUUGCCGUCAAUUACACAGCAAAAAUUGGAGAAGGUCAACAAGGUCAUUAUGGAAAAAUAUUCUUUUUUGAAUGACAUUAAUAAAUUGAUUUUUAAAGUCAACCCCCGUGAUCCGGUUCAUUGGACUGCUGAAACAGCUCAGAUGAUUUUUAGCUCUUGGAUUGAACAAUUAAACUACAUAUAG